AUGACAGACCAUCAAAACAUUCUAAAAAAGUUAAACGAUUUUUAUAACAUAUUCCGGUCAAUAACGUUAACUCAAAUAUUUAUAGCUUCAAGUUCACAUAUAUUUAUUUGGUUUAUUGCUGCAAUGAGUUUCGAUGAAGGCGAUAAUGCAGAUUCAAUAUUGUCUUUUAAGCUAUUCAUCGUACUCCCUCUGAUAAAUUUUCAAUUAUUUAUGACUUGUAGUUUAUUUGGAACUAUAAAUGAAAAAAAAGAUUCAAUCAUUUUUGCAUUAUAUAGCAGUAAUUGGACUGAUAUGGACUUAAAAAGUAAAAAGUUGAUUUUGUUUAAUUUGAUGAUAAAUAAUGCCAACCAGUUAAAAAUGAAGUUUACAAUUACCAAAAUUGUUAACUUCGAAAUGUUUAGUCAU
Molecule: messenger RNA, 405 nt
Organism: Diuraphis noxia (Russian wheat aphid)
Lineage: Eukaryota; Metazoa; Arthropoda; Insecta; Hemiptera; Aphididae
Biological process (GO): sensory perception of smell; detection of chemical stimulus involved in sensory perception of smell
Cellular component (GO): plasma membrane
Molecular function (GO): odorant binding; olfactory receptor activity
Source: RefSeq, a predicted model, not a curated record